This is a messenger RNA of Penicillium argentinense, 630 nucleotides long. RefSeq lists its product as uncharacterized. NCBI's taxonomy places the organism in Eukaryota, Fungi, Ascomycota, Eurotiomycetes, Eurotiales, Aspergillaceae. Gene Ontology annotation, cellular component: catalytic step 2 spliceosome. Gene Ontology annotation, biological process: protein folding; protein peptidyl-prolyl isomerization. The coding region runs from base 1 to 630 and encodes 209 amino acids. Gene Ontology annotation, molecular function: peptidyl-prolyl cis-trans isomerase activity. The transcript is spliced from 2 exons. The record is from RefSeq and is a predicted model, not a curated record.
AUGUCUGUGACUCUCCACACGACUCAAGGCGACCUCAAGGUCGAGCUCUUCUGCGAGGCAGUCCCCCAAACAGCCCAAAACUUCAUCGCCCUCUGCGCAUGCGGCGCUUAUAAUGACACACCCUUCCACCGAAUCAUGCCUGGCUUCAUGAUCCAAGGCGGGGACAUUUCUCUUGGUUCCGCUGCAAAGCCAUCUACGUCCAGCAAGCCUGCUCUCCCCUUCGAAAUUCCGAAAGCUGGCACCUCCAUAUAUCAUCCGUCCGCUUUGAACCAAGAAAUCAAUCUUCCUGCUCUCCGACACAAUGCGCGCGGCAUCCUAUCCAUGGCCUCGCGCCCAGUCAAGGAUAAAACUGCACCGGGCUGCCAGAAUGCAACUGGCGCAACCUUCAACGGCAGUCAAUUUUUCAUCACAUUCGCACCAGCACCACAUUUGGAUGGACAGAGCACAGUAUUUGGUAAAGUGCUGAAUUUGAGCGCCCAGGAUGAGGGUGGCGACGUACUAUCUAAAUUAGAGAAAGCCAAGGUUAAGGUGGGCAAGAACGGCAAAGUCUCGCAGCCCAAAGAGGGCGAUGACUUUGAAGCUUUGCUCAUCAAACACGUUACUAUCCACGCGAACCCCUUUGCCAAGUGA